This is a messenger RNA of Lycium barbarum (goji berry), 2192 nucleotides long. RefSeq lists its product as uncharacterized. The transcript is spliced from 3 exons. The record is from RefSeq and is a predicted model, not a curated record. NCBI's taxonomy places the organism in Eukaryota, Viridiplantae, Streptophyta, Magnoliopsida, Solanales, Solanaceae. Gene Ontology annotation, molecular function: acetylglucosaminyltransferase activity. Bases 145 to 1632 code for a protein of 495 amino acids.
UUUUCAAGAAUUAAUAAAAUAAUCCAGAACAUAGGAAAUACUUUAAACCUUUAGCGGCCUUCAUCUUUAUAUUCUAAAAAACUAUCAGAAAAGGUUUCAUUUUGCUUCAUUUGAGUUGAUUCUUCAUUCACAAUUAAAAAAAAAAUGUUACUAGCUUCAUUUGAUUCAUUGAGAGAGAAGUUUGUUUCUUUAUUUGACAAGUAUUUUGUGGCUGGCCUUUGCAAAGUUAUCCUAUUUUCAGGUGUAGUUCUUUACUUAGCCUCAGUUUUUCUCUUCAAUGAUCCAAAUUGUUUAUCAUCUUAUGAGUUAUUAGAAGAAUCUUCUAAUAAUUCACCAAAUCCACUAAUUUCUCACUUCAUUUCAUCCAAUGACACAAAUUCCACAAAUCUUAGCCAUAUAGUUUUUGGCCUACUUGGCUCUGAAAAAGCAUGGCACUAUAGGAAAAAUUACAUUGAAUCAUGGUGGAGGCCAAAAGUGACAAGAGGGUAUUUGUUUCUUGAUGUGGCACCAAAUGCAAAUUUGUUACCAUGGUCAAAAAAUUCACCGCCUUACAGAGUUUCAACAAAUAUAACCAAAUUAGUCCAAGAAACUCAACAUGUUGCACCAAUUAUGGCUAGAAUGGUACAUGGAAUCAAGGAGGUUUUUGAAUUAGAAGAACAUAAAGGUGUUAGAUGGGUGGUUAUGGGGGACGACGAUUCGAUAUUCUUCUUGGAAAAUAUUGUUGAUGUUCUUGCAAAAUAUGACCACAAUAAGUACUACUAUUUUGGGGCUCAAAGUGAGUACAUUUUGUCAAAUUUUUGGUACUCAUUUAAUCAAGGAUUUGGUGGUGCUGGAUUUAUUUUGAGUUACCCGUUGGCUAAAGCAUUGGCUGAAGAUAUGGAUAGUUGUUUAAGAAGAUAUCCAUUUUUAAGAUCUGCUGAUCUUAUUUCCAUGGCUUGUAUUGUGGAUCUUGGAGUUAGUUUUUCUCCUCUUAAAGGUCUUCAUCAGAUCGAUUUGCAUGGUGAUAUUUCAGGAUUAUUAUCGUCGCAUCCAAAAGUGCCAUUAAUGUCCCUUCACCAUAUUGAUGCUAUAAGGCCAAUUUUUCCUACAAUGGACCGUACACAAUCAAUAAAACACCUUAUGCAAGUAGCAAAAUUCGAUCAAUCUCGCAUGUUACAACAAACAAUCUGUCACCAUAGGGUCAGCAAUUGGACAUUUUCAAUAUCAUGGGGAUAUUCAGUUCAUAUUUACGAGAAAAUUAUGCCAAGGAGUUAUUUAAUAAACCCUAUUGAGACAUUUGACGCUUGGGUUAAUAAACCUGAGAAUCCUCCAUAUUACAUGUUUAAUACAAGGUCGUCUGCAAAGGAUUCUUGUGAAACUCCCCAUGUUUUUUUCUUAAAAUCUAUUGGGGAAACAUGGAAUAAGAGUGAAAUUUGGGCAACGUAUUCCCGGUCGGCAAUACGGCGGUUGCCGGGUUGUCCGGCCGGCGGCAACCAUCCGGCAAAUUAUGUCAACAAGAUUCAAGUCUACUCUCCUAAAGCAAAACGUACAGAGAUGGAUCGAUGUGAAUGUUGUGCGGUUUUUCACACAGUUGGCUCAAACAUGGCAAAGGUCAAAUUGAGAGAAUGCUUUACAAAUGAGAAAAUUGCUUAGCUAAAUUAUAAAACUUCAUUUAACUCACCAUAGAUGCUUAAUAGUAGUGCUAUAUUAUAUGCAAAUUCUAUGGCUAAUUCUUACCAAAAAAGAAAUAUAAAAAGCAUAUUAUGAUAUUCGGAAAUCUUUAGCUUGUUUUGAUUAGAUUCGCAUUGCAUAAUGUCUUUACGCACUCACAAAACAAAAAGAUAGGAAGAUGAAGAAGGGGAAAGUGAUAAAAAUAUCUAAAAGAAUAAAAAGGAAAAAUAUAAUAUCUUGACACGUGUCACAAUUGGGACAAUUUUUCACAGGUUACGAUUUUUUUAUUUUUUUUUUGGAGAUUAAAUACGCCCGCAAUAUAUUGAUACACGAAAAAAAUUGUUGUGUAAAAAGUAAGAAUGUGUCAAAUUAAAGGAAACUUGUGUACAAGUUUAAGAGGCAAAGUAUGUAUUACGCCAAAAUUAUUUUGAGUGGACAUUCAUGACAUGAAUCGUGUAUAAGACGUCAUAUUUUAUAUAUACAUGCCACUUCUUUUUGCAUAGACAUGGGACCGUUAGUAAUUGAGGACGACUUUCAGAUUU